AUGCAUGAGAAAAUAAAUACUUCUACAAAAGUAUUAUGUUCAAGUAACUGCAAAUGUCAAUACUGUCCUGUAGAAAAAAGUGAAGCCUGUAGAAUUUACGAAACACUGGCGAAACUACCAACUGAUCGAGUGCAAAUCUCAUUCGGAAAAAUCGCAAAGUUUAAUCAGUUGUUAAAUAAAGCAAUAGUCAAUGACUUAAGUUCAGAAUCAAAACCAGAAAAUUCAAAAAUUUCGAAUGAAUGCAAAGAUGACUGUUGUACUUCAUUCUACAUAGUUGCCAGAAAUAGUGAUCUGCAAGGAAAAUUUUUAAAUACUCACUUGUCAACCCUUUGCGAUGAAGCCGAUUUUAUCAGAGUUAGUGAGUGCAAGUAUUCUCCCGAGGUUAAACUUUCAGAAACAGUCAAAUCAAAUAUGUCAGAGAAUUCUUUAAAUGCGACUGAUAAAUGCGGUGGUACAAACUACUCUACAGAUUUCAGAAAUCCAAUCUCAUGUACAGAUCUGCAUCAUUUAAAUCCAUCUGAUACCUAUAAUGGUAUACCUGCAGAGUUUAACAAUAAACAACACUAUUUAUCCUCUGUAAAUACUUACUCAUCUCCUUCACCAUUACUGAACUAUAAAAUUCGUAAAUGCCUGUGUCAAAAUUGUCAACAAUCAAAUAGAAAUAAUAAUAAUAAUAUCUAUCCAAAUAAAUAUGUAAAUACUAGUGUAAAUGAAUCCUAUUCUAAUCAACAUUUAUCAGAGCCAAAAGCCAAUGAUAGUCGUUUAAGUCAUUUUUUGAUUAAAAUGAAAAGAUUAUUACGCAAAAUGUCAACAAUUGAUGUCUCUGGAGUGAAAAAACAAACUGAACAUCAUUGCGCUGCUAACAAAAAUUCUAUGUCAGUUGUUGUUCAAAAGAAAGAACAACAAGAAGACGAAGUAGAAGUAGAAGACAAAGACGGAAUUAAUGGAAGAAAAUUUAUUUGCAAAUCACAAAUGUUAUGCAGUGAAUUCUCAUUUCCUUGUCAGCCUGGAAAAUGCUGUACUAUCAAAUCAUCUAGUAAUUGUUAUCAAUUUGAAAAACCUUAUACUGUAUAUCUUAUUACUCAUGCCUCCUCGCCUGGAGUAUUGAUAAAGUCAUCAUCAAAAAUGAAGGAAUAA
Trichobilharzia regenti is the source of this 1137-nucleotide messenger RNA. Lineage: Eukaryota; Metazoa; Platyhelminthes; Trematoda; Strigeidida; Schistosomatidae. The record is from the annotation of a GenBank genome assembly.